Akanthomyces muscarius is the source of this 930-nucleotide messenger RNA. RefSeq lists its product as uncharacterized. Gene Ontology annotation, biological process: peptidyl-lysine dimethylation. The coding region runs from base 1 to 930 and encodes 309 amino acids. The record is from RefSeq and is a predicted model, not a curated record. NCBI's taxonomy places the organism in Eukaryota, Fungi, Ascomycota, Sordariomycetes, Hypocreales, Cordycipitaceae. The transcript has a single exon. Gene Ontology annotation, molecular function: protein-lysine N-methyltransferase activity.
AUGUCGCUCGCAAAUCGCAUCUCCCUGCCAAACGCAGACGAGCACGAUGACCCGGAAGAUUUCUUCGGCAGCGGCCUGGGCAGCAUCUUCCCAGACGAGGCGCCGAACCUACACGGCGACCCCGGGCAGACGCUGAUUUACAAGUCGCCGCACCUAUCAGAGCCGCUGCUCCUCCGUUUGUGUAACCCGACGCUGGAGACGGACAGGACCCUGUUCAGCCACUAUCUGUGGAACGCCUCGCUGCUCUUGGCCGAGCUCAUCGAGGCCGACACGCUGGGAGUGCCGUCCGGGACAGCAGCAGCGCCACGGCUGCUACCCGAUGUGAGCUUCGACGUCCGGGACAGGCACGUCCUCGAGCUCGGUGCGGGCGCCGGCCUGGGCAGCAUCAUGGCCGGGCUCCUCGGCGCCAAGCGCGUGGUCGCGAGCGACUAUCCCUCGGAGACGGUGCUGGGACCUCUACGGGACAAUCUGCAGCGCGGGGUGGUGCGUCGUGCUGCUGCCGCUGCUGCUGCCGCGGCGCCUGCAAGCUGCGACGACAAGUCGAGCACGCAGCAAGUCGCCGUCGAGGGCCACGCCUGGGGCGCGCUGGACGACGACUUCAGCGCGAGGGACAAGCACGCAUUCAACCGCAUCAUGGCCGCGGACGUGCUCUGGAUGCCGUGGCAGCACGACAACCUGCGGCGCUCGGUGGACCACUUCCUCGCGCGGGACGACGAGGCGCGCGCCUGGAUCAUCGGCGGGCUGCACACGGGCCGCGCAAACAUGGCGCUGUUCCUGGAUGAGGAAGAGCUCAAGAGGCUGGGGCUCGAGAUUGAGCACAUCUGGGAGCGGGAUUGCCAAGGCGCGGAGAGGGAGUGGAAGGAGGUGCGCGAGGACGAUGACAGGAAUAAAAAGAGAUGGCUUAAUAUCAUUGUGCUGAAAAGGACAUAG